Messenger RNA from Pelobates cultripes (western spadefoot toad), 21001 nucleotides. The record is from the annotation of a GenBank genome assembly. NCBI's taxonomy places the organism in Eukaryota, Metazoa, Chordata, Amphibia, Anura, Pelobatidae.
CGACAAAGAGAUACUGUUACAAUCUGGCGCCUACCAAGUGCAGGAGGUAGGGGGAGCCCAGCAGCCUGCACUGCUCUCCUCUUACAAUCCUCAGAGAACGUCACGGCUGAUACAAUGUGUCCCCGCGGGCAGAACGUUCUGAGAGCCUGGGCAGGGGCUGAGAUACCCAGGGGGUGUGUGGAGGGUAGGAAGAGGAGGCAUGUAAAAAGGACUUCUACACCCUGCGACCAAUGGGACCUUCCUCUCUUCAAUGAAACGUCUGUAGAAUUUGACUUGGUUUUGGUGUGAGGUUUGAGACGUGCUGUGAAAUGAUGGGCAGACAGAGACAGUACCAGAACCAGACAGACAGACAGUGCGGGCUGUAAUAACAGCUAGGUAUACUCAGGCAUUUAUAAAACAGGUACAUUGGGCAAACAGAUAACAUAUAUAAAUAAAUAAAUAUAUAUAUAUAUAUAUAUAUAUAUCUAAGAAAUUAUUAUUUUUGGCAUUUAUAUAGCGCCAACAUAAUCGUCAGCGCCUGUACAGUUUUAUAAAAAGGAAUGUAACAAUAUAUGAGACAAUUACAAAAUAUUACAGGAACAAUAGGUUGAUGAGGACCCAGCUCAAAUGAGCUUACAGUCUAGCGCAGGGGUAGGCAACCUUCGUCACUCUGGAUGUAUUGGACUACAUCCCCCAUAAUGCUUUUACACCCAUAAUGCUGACAAAGCAUCAUGGGAGGUGUAGUCCAAAACAUCUGGAGUGCCAAGGUUGCCUAUGCCUGGCUCUAGUGGAUAUAUAGAUAUAUAUACACACACACACAUGCACGCACACACACCCAUACAUAUACACACUCAUGCAUAUAUAAAACAGGCAUAUAAAAGUACAAUGUGCUCAGUGAUAUAUAAAACAGGUAUACAGAACAAACGUAAUAAUAUUGAGCAAGCAUAUUAAUAACAACAUAGUAAAAUAGUGCAAUAGUAUAAUGAUCGAGAUAGCAGUUAUAAAGAGAAAACUAUAUAUGAGUAAUACAGAGCAAGAGUAUAUGUAUUAUAAAAACUAAAGAAAUACAAAGCAAGCCUUUAAUUACAGGGUAAUACAGAACAAGCAUAUCUAAAACGGGUACAAAGUGCAAUCAUUGGCAUGGUUAUUCACUACUAAAUCAUAAAAUAAAUAAAUUUUAGAUAUAUAAAAUGUAUAAAGAGCUAGUAUGCAAUGUACUGUAAAUAUCUCGUGUGCUUUUGCGCUAUUUCCAUUAGAUUUUUAGAUUGUUUGAGCAGAGAAGAUGGAUCUGAUCAUAUUGCAGGAAAAGCUCUGUUUUAAGGAACUGAAACAGCUCAUGUCGUACUUGAAGUUUGUUUUUUUGAUGUGCUCUUAGUCCAGCUAAAGUAUUGUUUGAGCAAGGCCUCACUACGGCUUAUUCUAAGUCAAACUUCUGUUGAAUUUACUUGGAUAUCCCAAUGUACAGUGCUGCAGAAAAUGGCGAUUCAUACAUAAUAAUAAUAAUAAUCAGUUUCACUAUAUAAGUUAUAUAGCCACACCUCGCUCUAUCAGUCUCUUUCUGUCUGUGUCAUACCAGUCUCCCAUUAUCCCCAGUGACUCUUUACUCCUCUCCCCCAAGAGCUAGACCACACGGAUUCCUCCCUUCGUAUUUCAGGAUCCAUCCUACAUUAGUUCUUCUGUUUCUCUCCCAGCUGUGUCUCUCUUUCCCUCCUCCCCACCUGCUUCCCCUUUCUCCUAACCACCUGAAUCCCCUGCUUUGUUUCACUGCACCCAACACUUUAUCCUUCUUUUGUUCUCCUCAUCAAUCUCCCUCUUUCUGACAUACGUUUGUUCCCCAGUCACUCGAUGCUCGUUUCAGUCUCAGACACCUAAGUGAUAGAGCUGGUUGGAUUAUCACUUCAAUGCCCCAUAAGAAAUGCUGUAUAGUGAGGUAAUUCUGAGCAUGAACUGUACUCUACUGCUAUAUUCUUCCUCAAUAUAAUGGCUAUUGAUUUAGUUGGGGUAAAUAUUUUGAUAAAUUCCUCAGCAAGCAUGUCUCCACUACUAAUGUCAGAGAGCUGGAGUCUUAAACUAGGAACUCUAUUAGCUCUCCUAAGCCAAGUCGUACAAUGUAGUGAUCAGCUAAUGCUCUCAGCCAAUAACGUGAGCCGUACAUUGCAGUGAUGAGUUAAUGCCCCCAGCCAAUGAGUUAAGCACAAACUGUGCCAAGAAGUACGUGAAUAAUAAUCCUUGGAUUUGUAUGAAGUACGUGAAUAAUAAACCUUAUGUUUAACCCAGUACAACUGAAGGUAUCAUUAGACCAUCAGACAUCCAAUUCCUAUAUAGACCUCUGCACCUGACAUUAGAAUAUACAUUAUUGUUAGUUUUUGAGCUGGUAAAUUCCUAAACUGCUUGGAUUUGUAUGAAGGUAUAAUGAGUACCUUAAUGUGUUCCACUACUAGUAACUGUACAUCUAGUAUGUAAUAAAGUGUUGGGGAUUCGUUUUAUUAUGAACUGCAAUUCAUCCAAUCGCGUGAUCAUCUAAAUUCACUAAUCACAAAACGACAUGGAUGAGCUUGUUCAUUUUAAUUCAAAGUUCCAUCCAAAUGCCAAAACGUCAAAAAGAGAUAAUUCACGGGGACAGCCACUAAACCUUAAUUUUAUUCAUAGAUCAAGUGAGGGAACAGGUUAUACUCUCUCUCUCUCUCUCUCUCUCUCUCUCUAUAUAUAUAUAUAUUGCAGUAUACUAAUUGUUACAUUUACACAUCCUUUUGGUUUGUCUGAUUUAUUUUCUUUUUGGUGGACAAAACUACCACAUGCACAAAAUACAUCCAUCCCUACGUUCGUUACUAAUCUUGGCAUUCCAGGGCCUCAUUUCCACCAAAAUGUACAUGUUUAAUGCAAAAAAAUAGCUUUGAUGCAAUUUAUUUGGGAUUUCCCGAGAAAGGCAAAAAACAGUAGUUCUUAAUCCCUGGUUCAGGAGCCAAAAUUACAUCCCCGGGACAUUUUUAGUGGGCCUCUCUUAGAUCCUAGGCAACCGAACACAAUAAAUGGUUUACAAUAGGUGCACUGCCUUCCUCAAUCUAAUUCGAUGGAAUUUGACUGGCCUAGAGGAACCCAAUGAUAAGAGCUGAGGAGUAAAGUAGAAUUAUUUGGUUAAAGAGGGACUAUUUCUUAGAAUCCUGAAUGGAAGUUGCCCAAGCGUACAGUUAGUCAGCAACAAAGAAAAUAUUACAAGGACUCCACCCAGUGGACGUUUUUAUUAAGACAUUAAGCAAUUGAUUCCUUACAGCCACAAAAGAGUUCCAUGUUUGUUUACUAGAAUGUGCAGCAAAUAAUAUUUUUUUUAUGUGGGAAAAAAUGUUUAUUGAACAUUUGUUUGUGUAAAAACCUGAAAAUUUGGAAAUAUAUAUGAAUAAUAUAUAUAAACAGGGGGAUAUGUAAAGCAGUGAAUAAUAUAUAUAAAUAGGGGGUAUAUGUAAAGCGGUGAAUAAUAUAUAUAAAUGGGGGGAUAUGUAAAGUAGUGAAUAUAUAUAAAUGGGGGGAUAUGUAAAGCAGUGUGUAUAUAUAAAUUGGGGGAUAUGUAAAGCAGUGAAUAAUAUAUAUAAAUAGGGGGGAUAUGUAAAGCUUUGAAUAAUAUAUAUAAAUGGGGGGAUAUGUAAAGCAGUGAAUAUAUAUAAGUAGGGGGAUAUGUAAAGCAGUGAAAAAUAUAUAUAAAUAGGGGGGUUAUGUAAAGCAGUGAAUAUAUAUAAAUAGGGGGGUUAUGUAAAGCAGUGAAUAUAUAUAAAUGGGGGGAUAUGUAAAGCAGUGAAUAUAUAUAAAUAGGGGGGAUAUGUAAAGCAGUGAAUAAUAUAUAAAUAGGGGGGAUAUGUAAAGCAGUGAGUGGCUGUUAGUAACUGAGAUGUCUGAUAUGCUAUAUGCUGAAUCGUGGAGACCCAGUGGCUCAGGAUAAAAUUUGCAUUUGCGUUGAUCAAUCCUUGCAUUUCAUUGCUCAAGUCUUAUGCAAUCUGUUUUAACCUUACAAUUUUAAAGAUAAACUAAGUUGUACUUUCUAAGUUAACCAUCUCCCGUUUCUACCUCUCUAGAUCUUCCUUACUGUUUUGACAUCCUUAUCCCAGUCUGUAUAUAAUGAAAAAUGGUGACGUGCAUACAGGGGUGCCGCGGAAUGUUUCCCCGGUGCUAUGAUUAUACACAUCAUGUAAGCAUCACUGCUCAACAUGGACCCGGUCAAGUGCCGUGGUCCUUCAAGACUGUGACCGGGCACCUGAAAAGUCGGCCGGCUGGGAAGAAGUAACAGCCUGUCACUUCCUCCCAGCGUCAUGCAGGUAGACAGUGCGGGACGGAGCGGAGGCAGCCCCCUCACUCCCACAGCAGCAGGACUCCAAUCCACCAUCCUGGCACAUAAGGUAAACUAACAGGAGGGUGGCUGGAGAUAGAGAAAAAAAAACACGUGUGAGUGUGUGUAUUAGUGUGAGUAUGAGUGUGUAUGAGCAUGAGUGUGUGUAUGGGUGUGUGUAUGAGUGUGAGUGUAUGUAUGAGAGUGUGUGUGUGUGUGUGUGUAUAUAUAUAUAUGUCAGUGUCCUUCUGUGUCUGUGUGUGUCAGGGUGUAUGUUUUUAUGUCAGUGUGUAUCUGUGUCAUGGUGUGGGCAUGUAUCAAUGUUUGUGUGUAUAUGUUGGUGUGUAUCUAUGUGUGUGCAUACACAAGACAAUAUGUAUAGUAUAGCCUGAGAAGGGAAAAACAUCCGUGGUGCUCAGGAUAUCAGUUACACAGCAGGCAGCAUACAGAAUAUGUAGCCUGUGUAGUACAGUAGGUGAAAAGAUAGUCAGAGAUAGGUAAUAGCCAGUGGGGUUCUAUGGAUAAGACCCCUAAGAUAGAGUAGUGUGAGUAGACGUGCAUCUAGUUGAAUGGGGCAUAAUAACCAUACACGGCUUUUUCAUCUCAAACUCACUCACACUGCUUGCACUUACAGAGACCUGGCUGUCCCCCUCUGAUAGCGCUACUCCUGCCUCUUUAUGUUUUGGUGGGCUACAAUUCUCUCACACUCCCAGACUCAACUGUAAAGGAGGCGGCGUAGGCAUCCUUCUCUCCCCUCAAUGUACCUUUUAACCAAUCCCCCUGCCCUAUCCUUUUCUUCUUUUGAAGUUCACACUGUCUGCCUAUUUAAACCCACUCCUUUAAGAAUUGCUAUCAUUUUAGUGGUCCGCUGUGAUAAAAAAACUGCCCGGGCCGAAUUUUCUUCCCAGUCCGGCCCUCAGGGCCGCCAUCAGGGCAUGACAACCAUAACAGUUGUCAUGGGCCUGGUGGUCCUGGGGGGCCCGGACUGCUCUGGCAGUCUAAGCCCCACAUUCCUUAUGUGCACAGAUAUAUAGCGAAUUUCGCUAUAUAUCUGUGCACUGAGGGCCCCCCCACCUGUAAAUUGCAGAGGGAGGCCCAGCAGCACACUCUGUCCUCCAUCCAGCUCCUCUCUUUCUAACUCUCCUGCGGCCGCCAGAGUGUUGCCAUUGGUUACCAUGGCAACGCUCCGCACAGCACGCAGGCCGAUCUUGCGAGAGUUCGUCAGAGAGGAACUGGAAAGGAAGACAGUGUGUGCUGCUGGGCCCCCCCUGCAAUGUAACGCGGCUGGCUCUCUCCACCGGACCACCAGGGAAUGUGAUCUCCCCCCUCCCUGUCAUACUCCCCUCCCCCCUACUUUACACAAACACUGCAUCCUUACAAGCACACACACACUACAUUCACUGAACACACUCUGCACUACACACAUACACUACACAUUUUUCAUUCACUACAAUCACACUACACGAACUAUACACAUUUUGCACUCACUACAAUCACUAUACAUACUUUGCACUCGCUGCAAACAUACUACAUUCACUAUACACAUAUUGCAUUCACCGCAAUCACACUACACAUCACAUCCACUACAAAAAUACACACUGCAUUCACUGUACACACACUACAUCCACUACACACACACUCUGCAUCUAAUGCAUGCAUAUAAACAUUACAUACAUUACACAAAAAGUACAAUCUCCAUCCACUAUACACACUGCAUCCAUGACACACAUACCACACCCACUAUACACACUGCAUCCAUGACACUCAUUCUACAUCCACUAUACACACACACACACACACACUUCAUCCUUGUGGGCGGACUCGGGGCUGGCCUAGGGGGCCCAGAUCUUGAGCUGUGUCAGGGGCCCUAAAAUUUCUGAUGGCAGCCCUGCCGACCCUGGCUAGAGCUAUCCAACCUAAUCACCUAGGCUAUCUGCUGCUUCAUUGCAGCUAAAAGAUUCUAUGUAGCUUGCCCUGUGUGUUUAACAUAAAGAGCUGCAGCUAACACAAAUGAAUAGACAAACUAUUCUCCCCUCAAUAGAAACAUAAACUAAAAGAAUAAGUGCAUCGGCACACUAAGUAGCUCAAUUAAAAGAAUAAGUGCAUCGGCACACUUAAUCAGCCAAGCUGUAGUUAAUGUCCCCUUGCCACCCAACCUAUGCCUAGAGAAACAGUAGCCUGGCAUCCUUUAACAUCGGCUGUCCCGAGGCAGUCCCAUCUUGGAGCCCCAACUCUCCGAGAUGCCGAGUUGUUCCUCCGCAGGAAGGCAGUCCCAGCGUCGACCAGAGCCCGCAAACUCGUGUUUCCGCUUCCCUCGUAGUAUAAUGGGACGGCAACCGGAUCCGGUGAGUUUCGCUGGAGCUGACAGAGCUUGUACCUCCGCAUGCGAUGUGAGUAUCGGGUAUGCGGCUUGCGAUGGAGUGAGAUCCUCCCUUGCGGCAGUCUCCUGCGCUGUCUCCAAUGUUGCGCCUCUCUGGAGAUACAUGGGGGAUUCUAAGGAUUGCAGCGUCGUACAAAAGGACAGCUCCUGGAUGCUAAAAUUUUGGCAGGAGGAGAGGUAAGUCCUCUUUCAUGGAGCUUCACCCAGAAGAGGUCACAGACACGGUCGAAUACUGCAAGUACUGGUACCAUUAGUAUAGGCAAUUGCGUGGAGGCAUCCACAGCUCCAGGCCUCAGCGCUCGGCCAUUUUGAUCUCCAGGCCGCGAUUCUCCGGCUUUCCAAAGCUGGAUAGAUCUUGGCUAGGCUUCGUCCGCCUGCUGCGGGCCAAAAGGUGCCAGAAAAUAGGCAAUAUGUUUCCCAGGUCCGGUAUCAAGAUUGUAGCCAAAACAAGAGUGAGAAAGUCCAAUUUUAGGCUCCCUGAGGAGCUCCAGCGACUGUCCUGGUCGGCUCUAAGGCCCCACCCCAAGCUCCCCUACUUUUGAGUCCUACCUGAUUUAUAUUUUGUUUAAUGAAGCAUGUUUGUUCUUUUGACGUCUGCUAAUCUCACUCAAACUAACCAGUAAAUAGACUCCCUGACCUGUGUUUACCUAGACAUGUUUUUGUUUGGUUUUUUUAAAUAUCAAGAUUAUGUGUCAUUAUAAUGAUGCUGCUCCAGUAUAGUGAAUGUCAAUAUAGUGCUGUUUAUAAUGGAAUGUGUUUUAGAACACAGGGGACACUGCUGUACCAGGUGCUAUAACAGUAUGGGGUUCCACAGUGUCCCCCAAUUCAUUAGUUGUAGCAGAAUCUAGGAUCAGUAUGGCAUAGAUAAAAUUAUUCAUCACUUGACUGAGUAUUAUUGAAGUAACAGUAAGUAACAUCUUAAACACAGGCUAGCCCUAAGUUACACCUAACCCUAACUCCCAGUAACACUAAACCUAAACCACCUCUGACCUAUCAAACACUAACCUAAGUCUUCUAUAAUAAUAAUGUUGAGUGUUUUAUAACUUUCUCUCGUUUUUAUUUAAAGAUUCUAUACUCUUUUAGCUUUAAAAAUGUAUCUCCCGGGGGCAGAUCCGAGCUGACUAGCAGCACUGAACAAGAGCUCUGAGCAAUAAGCUAUAUUAAACCUCUUUGUGGGACUUCAGAAACCCCCUGGCUGAACAAGAGUGCUUGAGCACAGCACGGGAAACACCAUGGCUUGCAAGAAAUCAGACAAGCUGCAGAUGGGAUUAAAUAUUGGUGACUUACUGAGACAGGAGCCUGGCGCAGUAGGGCUGAAGAUGCCCUCCUCUCUGAGCUUUCAGACGAAUUGUCCCAGAGGGAAGACUUGGAUGCCCCUAUGGUCGCACACCUCCCAACUCCGGCAUCUCCGAGCUCGUAAGAUACUCAAACCGCAUUGCUGAAGGCGCUCCUGGCAGACCACCAGAAGAAUAUUCGGACGGAUGUGGUGGCAAUCUGCAACAAUAUUCAAGGCCUAUGGGGCAGAAUGGGAGUUCUGGAAAAUGCCUCCAAUGAUCAUUCACUACAAAUUGCCACACUGCAAUAGGAGAUUGAAGAGCUACAACAACAGGGUGAGCUAAAUGCAGGCCACUUUGCAGUGAUCAAAGAUACAAGGCACAGAAAUAAUUUGAAAAUAAGAGGUUUCGAGGAAGAUAUACUGGCCGCAGAGAUUCCACAACUCCUGAGGCGGCUCUUAAUUGCACUACUUACCCCUAGAUAAGGCACAUCAGUGGGGCCAGACAGCUUCUUCAGGGUGCCCAAGUCUCUCAAAGCACCGGAGGUUGUACCCAAGUAUUUGGUCGUCCAUUUCCAGAGUGACAGAGAUCUGGCUGCGGUAACGGCCGCUGUAAGAGAGCACACAUCAUACAGGUUAAGAGGAUAUGUCUCUCAACUUUUACGCUGGCCUGUCCUCCAGCGUGGAGGAGAUCACUUCUGCCCUUCAAGUCCCUUCAUAGAAAACAACAUGCUGUAUAGAUGGCGGCUGACACACACUGGUGGUCCUUCACGGCGAAGACAAGCACCUAGUUCAUGACAUGGCAAAGGCUAAGUCCAUAUUAUCCACACUACACCUUUCUCAGGACUCUCUGACGGGUACUUUGACUGAGACAACUACCUGAACAUCACACGGAGACAGCAAUCCCCUUUACCCCGCGUCAGUCCACACCGGACAGCUAUGCAGCAGUCACUACCUGAUAUUCUCAAGGGGACAGUCUACUGUGAGUCGACAUAUAGUUGCCUAAACCAGUCUACUCAGUCUACUACUUACAUGUAUGUUUAGUUAGUUUUAUAACCAACUCAGUAACCCCCUGCUUGCCUAUUGUUAACGUAGAGCGCAGGUUAUAACGGGAAUUUGCUUCCAUGGGCUUUAAACCUUUAAGUUAUUAUUGCAUCUGAUAAUGCCAAGCGAUUUAUACUUACCUUACCAUUAAAAAGUGCAGCACAAUAUAUAGUUAUGCCAUGUUAGGAUUACUUCUGAUGUUUCUAGUUUAGUGCUUCGUAUACACACAAGUACAACUUUUUUUUUUUUUUUACAUCACGUUGUAGGUUGCUAAGCAGAGAUAGGCCUCAGACUAUUGAAAUGUGCGCAUCUUGGCAAAGUGCUUAUCCUCAUUGAUUUGUGUGACCAAUGUAUACCUAUGACUUGAACCAAAAAUAAAGAAUUUGAAAAAAAAAAGGGUAUCUCCCUGACAUGGUUAUAUUUAUCUAUAUAAAGUGACACUUAAUAAUUUAGUCUAUUAUAAAUAAUAAUUUAGUAAGUCUGCUAUAUAUAUAUUUGUUCCUUGACGUAUCUACUGUCUGUGAGCUUCAGCCGUGACAUAUCUCCUGUCUUCCACUUUUAGCCUCAACAUAUCCACUGUCUGACCUUUAGCCUGACUUUACCUCCCUUAAUUUCCUUUCUGUAACAGUUGUCGUUAAGCAAUGUUUUGUCUCCCCUAUUUUCAGAUGUUGUUUAUUUACUCUCCCAUCCUGGCACUGAGACAUCUAAUUACGAGCUUCACCUUUUUUAUCUCUUAGCUAUGAAACCCUCUAUUUCCUGUCUGCUGGUACUAUAACAACCUUCUCCUUAAUAACUUUGGUCUGGUACAUUGUCAAACAGUCGUAUUGGAGUACUACAGUAAUGGUCGCCAUGAGUCAGGAUGUACAGGACUCUUGUGUACUUUUAACAGGUACCCCAUAUUCUGAACUGAAAUACAAUUUUAAUAUCUUCUAGAAUAGGGCUAGGAUAGCAAGGAUAGUACACGUUAACAUUUUUGGGCAUACGUUCAAAAAAGUACCAGUGGCUCUCAAUCUGUCAAUAUAACGCAGACUUGAAAGCUGGCUGUACAUUUACAUGUUCUAUCAAGUUGAUCUCCAAAUAUUGCCAUUUUCUUUUUGAAAACAUUGCUUGCAUUUUCCCUUUUCUUACACAAGUUAUUACCAAGGCACUUGUUCAUGCGCAUAACAUUCACUUUCACUCUCUUCUUAUCCAAUCUCUUAUCUUCUCCAAUGACCAUACUGCCCCCUACAGUCUGUAAGGAAUAUUGCUGCCUGGCUCAUCUUCCUUACCUGUAACUGCUACGUCACCCUAUUGCCAAUCCUUACAUUGUCUUCAUGUGUGCCAUAGAAUCUAUUUCAAUAUUUUUUAUUAGUCUCCAGUCCUGCAGCAAUUGCAUUAAAACAGUGUAUCUCAAAAUUUUCAGUAGAAGAACCCUUUUAUAUCUAAAAUUAUAUCACAAGUAAUUUAGAAGGCAGGGCAAUCAUUUUUAUCACACUAGGCAAAGAUGCAGUUUGCCUCCCCCUGUGUAUUCUACAUCUCCGUUCAGGCUCUUCGCCCAUAUUUUUCACCUUUCUUCUUUCUCCUGUUGCCAAACUCAAUCUUUCUCCAGGAUCUUUCUACCUGGCUUCCUGCUAAUUGUCUAGCAGUAUAUAUUUUGCCCCUUGCUACCAAGCAAUUCUAAACCAGAAGUAUCAACAAUGCAUAAAGUGUGCUUUAUUGACGUUAAUUCUGGUUAACAUUGCUUGCAUUGAUAGGCUGAGAGAUCUGGAUUAAAUUGUACAUGAUUGCCAUUCACGUUGGAUGAAAUCAAUAAUAAUUGAUUGACGUUAUCAAAGGUGAUGGAUGGUCUUUGAAUGCUGGAUUGUUCUCUAUCUGCUCCCAAAUAGUUUGACAAUGAGCUAACAGAUCUUGCCCACAAACUGUACACUGAGCUGUAGUGGUUUUAUUGCUUAAACUGCCCCUUUAACCCCUUAAGGACACAACUUCUGAAAUAAAAGGGAAUCAUGACAGAAUAUUUCCGUCAUGUGUCCUUAAGGGGUUAAUCCCUUAAGGACCAAACUUCUGGAAUAAAAGGGAAUCAUGACAUGUCACACAUGUCAUGUGUCCUUAAGGGGUUAAAGGACCACUCUAGGCACCCAGACCACUUCAGCUUAAUGAAGUGGUCUGGGUGCCUAGUCCAGCUAGGGUUAACCCAUUUUUUUAUAAACAUAGCAGUUUCAGAGAAACUGCUAUGUUUAUAAAUAGGUUAAUCCAGCCUCUAAAGCCUCUAGUGGCUGUCUCAUUGACAGCCGCUAGAGGCGUUUGCGUGCUUCUCACUGUGAAAAUCACAGUGAGAAAACGCAAGCGUCCAUAGGAAAGCAUUAUGAGACUGGCUGAAUGCACGCGCAGCUCCUGCUGCGCAUGCGCAUUUAGCCAAAGAGGAGGAGAAGAGGCGGAGAGGAGGAGGAGAGCUCUCCGCCCGGCGCUGGAGAAAGGUAAGAUUUUAACCCCUUCCUCUCCCCAGAGCCCGGCGGGAGGGGGUCCCUGAGGGUGUGGAAAACGAGUAUGUAUGGCUAUAGUGCCAGGAAAACGAGUAUGUAUGGCUAAACCCAGUCACCCAAAUUAAUAUAUUUGCAUAGAGAACGCCUAGGUAACUUUCUAAACUCAACCACUGAACCUUUAAAAACCGAGCUCAGGGGGAGGUGGGAUGUAAAUGCAAAACAACAACAAAAAGACAAAAUGUUCUGCUACAAAAACCAGUAUUGCGAUCAUCCUAAUUAUGCUAGGAUUUUCUUUCCUCCACACAGUAUUUAAGAGCAUUUACUUAACGUGCCUAUAUAUACAGCUAGGAUCUACCUUUGAUGUUAUCUGGCUUUUAUGAAUGCAUUGGGAGUGGUCAUUGACAAACCUCUCAAAGGCUUAAGUGUGUUUUCCAUAGAAACAUAGAAACAUAGAAACAUAGAAUGUGACGGCAGAUAAGAACCAUUCGGCCCAUCUAGUCUGCCCAAUUUUCUAAAUACUUUCAUUAGUCCCUGGCAUUAUCUUAUAGUUAGGAUAGCCUUAUGCCUAUCCCACGCAUGCUUAAACUCCUUUACUGUGUUAACCUCUACCACUUCAGCUGGAAGGCUAUUCCAUGCAUCCACUACCCUCUCAGUAAAGUAAUACUUCCUGAUAUUAUUUUUAAACCUUUGUCCCUCUAAUUUAAGACUAUGUCCUCUUGUUGUGGUAGUUUUUCUUCUUUUAAAUAUAGUCUCCUCCUUUACUGUGUUGAUUCCCUUUAUGUAUUUAAAUGUUUCUAUCAUAUCCCCCCUGUCUCGUCUUUCCUCCAAGCUAUACAUGUUAAGAUCCUUUAACCUUUCCUGGUAAGUUUUAUCCCGCAAUCCAUGAUCCAGUUUAGUAGCCCUUCUCUGAACCCUCUCUAAGGUAUCAAUAUCCUUCUGAAGAUACGGUCUCCAGUACUGUGUACAAUACUCCAAGUGAGGUCUCACCAGUGUUCUGUACAAUGGCAUGAGCACUUCCCUCUUUCUACUGCUAAUACCUCUCCCUAUACAACCAAGCAUUCUGCUAGCAUUUCCUGCUGCUCUAUUACAUUGUCUGCCUACCUUUAAGUCAUCAGAAAUAAUCACCCCUAAAUCCCUUUCCUCAAUUGUUGAGGUUAGGACUCUAUCAAAUAUUCUGUACUCUGCCCUUGGGUUUUUACGUCCAAGAUGCAUUAUCUUGCACUUAUCCACAUUAAAUGUCAGUUGCCACAAUUCUGACCAUUUUUCUAGUUUACCUAAAUCAUUUGCCAUUUGGCUUAUCCCUCCUGGAACAUCAACCCUGUUACAUAUCUUAGUAUCAUCAGCAAAAAGACAUACCUUACCAUCAAGACCUUCUGCAAUAUCACUAAUAAAAAUAUUAAAGAGAAUGGGUCCAAGUACAGAUCCCUGAGGUACCCCACUGGUGACAAGUCCAAGCUUCGAAUAUAUUCCAUUAACUACAACCCUCUGUUGCCUGUCACUCAGCCACUGCCUUACCCAUUCAACAAUAUUGGAAUCCAAACGUAAAGAUUGCAGUUUAUUGAUAAGCCUUCUAUGUGCAACAGUGUCAAAAGCCUUACUGAAAUCUAGGUAAGCAAUGUCUACUGCACCACCCUGAUCUAUAGUUUUAGUUACCCAAUCAAAAAAAUCAAUAAGAUUAGUUUGGCAUGAUCUCCCUGAAGUAAAUCCAUGUUGUCUCUGAUCUUGAAAUCCAUGUGUUUUUAGAUGUUCAACAAUCCUAUCCUUUAACAUGGUUUCCAUCACUUUCCCCACUACUGAAGUAAGGCUUACUGGCCUAUAGUUGCCCGACUCCUCCCUAUUACCUUUCUUGUAAAUGGGCACAACAUUCGCUAACUUCCAAUCUUCUGGGACUACUCCUGUUAACAAUGAUUGGUUAAAUAAAUCUGUUAAUGGUUUUGCUAGUACACCACUAAGCUCUUUUAAUAGCUUUGGGUGUAUUCCAUCAGGUCCCAUUGACUUAUUUGUCUUUACUUUUGACAGUUGAACUAGAACCUCUUCCUCUGUAAACUCACGUGUAAAAAAUGACUCAUUUAUCCUUUUUCUCAACUGAGGUCUUUUUCCUUCAUUUUCAUCUGUAAAUACAGAACAAAAAUAUUCAUUGAGGCAGUCAGCUAGUCCUUUAUCCUCUUAUACAUACCUUCCUUCUUUUGUUUUUAAUCUAACUAAUCCUUGUUUUACUUUUCUUUUCUCAUUUAUGUAUCUAAAAAAUGUUAUGUCCCCUAUUUUCUCUUCUGUGUGUGAUUUGGAGGCUCUUAUAACUUGCUUAGCCUCUUUCUGCCUAAUCUUAUAGAUCAUUUUGUCUUCCUCACUCUGGUUUUUUUUAUUAUUCCUAAAUGCUAACUUUUAGUUUUUAACUAUUUUGGCCACAUCUGCGGAAUACCACAGUGAUUUCUUGAAUUCCAGGUAUAAAAAUAUAUAUUGUCACUAUUUCCCAGGUUAAAUGGCAGUUACAAAAUAUGCGUCAAUCAGAUGUAUUAGUCCAACGUGCAAUGUGUCAAUAUAAGCACUGUUGAAAAUAAUAAAAGCACAUUUAAAUCUACUAGCCCUGACUGAUCCUAACAGUGCAGUAAGACAAAAUCAAUUUUAAUAAUAACUUAAUCUUUAUUUGUUAAAGGUUGGUUUGAUUUUGCAGAGCGUUUAUUUAUUUUAUUAUCUUUGGAAAAUACCUUUACUCUCUAUAAAACGUUGAUUACUGCAAUGUAAGAGGCUGCGGAUUCCGUGCUAGGUGUGCCCAAGCACCUCAAAAUACAGGUUAAACUGACAUUCAGUUUGGUCCCCAGGGCACCUUUUGAGCCAGUUGUGGUUAGGUCCUUUGUUAAGUUUAUGUUUUGUGAGUAAAGUUUACUUGGAAGUUUAAAAAAAACAUUGCUCAGUUGUAAUUUCUUCUGUGAAUAAAAAAUAAAUAUGCAUUGUGACAAAAUGUUCAAUGGCUGUUGGUCUUUUAUAAAAAGUAAAAAUUAAAAUUAAAUAAAAAAGCAUACCCUAACUAUAAAAUUGUGAAUGUAACUGAUUGAAUGUCACUUUCCAACUGGUGGCGAUAACCCAUGACUGCUUUUAAGUUGUUGAUAUUAUUUGUGCCAUAUUUUUGUGAAAUAAAAUUGUUUUUGAAAAGAAAAUCAUACCCUUAUAAAAAUGGCCUGCGCACACCUAUGAUUCUGUCACCAUUUCUUAAAUAAACUAUAUAAUAUUUACUCAUGUAUGUUACUGUAGGAAAGCCCUUAAAGUGAAAAAUUAUUGGAUUAUUGGCAAAGUAAUGAUGUUACGUUGUACAGAAGGGGUAGUAGAUACAUGCAUGAGCCUGCCAGCAUGGACGGAAAAAUACUCAAAUGUCUGGGAAACUCAUAAAAACCAGUCUUGCAUGUAGAAACCUCCUACGAUGCCAUCUACUAGUUAGAUUCACAUGUAGAGAAUGGUCAGAGAGUAUUCUUCCAGAACCAAUCUGUUUUAUGUUAUCAUUGUAAGUAUCAUGUUAACUUAGAUAAACUUUUUAUUUAUUCAUCCAGUUGCUGUAUCGGUCCAGGCUGUUUUCUCCAAGGACACGAAGAGGAAGUAAACAAUUACAGUGAGGUCCUUCACACACGACCUCUGUUUGUGGAUUCCUGGUGCUUUCUCUCUCGUUCUGUCUCAGGAAUGCUGACUGUGCAGCAAGCCAACACACCAAACCUGUUCUGUUGGCAAUGGCAAGGUGUUGCUGCUGCAGGUAAGAGCUCUGUGUGCCCUGCUGCUGUAUGUGAGUAUCUUUUACAUAUGGAGUAUCUACCAUUAUUGUAAGUAUCUACUGUAUCUACUGCUGUGUGUGUGUAGCUAGUCUGCUGGGUGUAUCUGCUACUGUGUGUGGGAACUGCUUUAUGUGAGAAUUUGAUUCUGUUUCUGUGUAUCUACUGCUUUAUGUGAGUAUCUGUUGUACGUAUCCACUGAUUUAUGUGUAUCUGUUGCAUAUCUGUCUGUUUGCUGUACCAUAGUCUAUGCAGCUGUAUGUGAUUUGCUGUGUGUAAGUGGGUUAGUUUCUGUUGCUAUUUGUCACCUUGUCACACUCACUCUGUUACACUCAUCCUGCCACAGUUACCCUCAUACACACACAAUCACCCUCAUACACCAGCACCCCCACCACAGACGGUAACCCUCAUACAAAUACAGUAACCCAUCACACACAACACAGCCUUAACAUAAACUAAGUGUACGCAUCAAGACCACAAACAACCAUCACACACAUAAUACAUAACACACUGCAAGCAGCUCCCCCACAUUCAUAAUAUGGUAUGGGCAAUAUCAAAUUAAUGUAACAACAUGUACAAUAUAGGUGGGACAAUCUAUAUCUGUCUCACUCUGUGUGAGUGUCUCUUGCUGUAUGUGAGUGACUAGUGUUGUGUGUGUCUCUUACUGUGUGUGUCUCAUACUGGGUGUGAGUGUCUCUUGCUAUUUGUUAAUGUCUCUUGCUGUGUGUGAAUGUCCCUUGCUAUGUGUGUCAUGCUACGUGUGAGUGUCUCUUGCUAUUUGUGAGUUUCUCUUGCUAUAUGUGAGUGUCCCUUGCUGUGUGUGAGUGUCCCUUGUUAUGUGUGUCAUGCUACGUGUGAGUGUCUCUUGCUAUUUGUGAGUUUCUCUUGCUAUAUGUGAGUGUCCCUUGCUGUGUGUGAGUGUCCCUUGUUAUGUGUGUCAUGCUACGUGUGAGUGUAUCUUGCUAUUUGUGAGUUUAUCUUGCUAUGUGUGCGUCUCUAGCUAUGUGUGAGUGUCUCUUGCUGUGUGCGAGUGUCCCUUGCUAUGUGACUCAUGCUAUGCUAAGUGAGUGUAUUUUGCUAUUUGUGAAUUUCUCUUGCUAUUUGUGAGUCUCUAGCUAUGUGUGAGUGUCUCUUGCUAUGUGUGUCUCUAGCUAUGUGGGAGUGUCUCUUGCUGUGUGUGAGUGUUUCUUACUGUUUGUGUGUGAGUGUGUCGUGCUGUGAGUGAAUGCUGCUGUUGUGUGACAGUUUGUCCUGGCAGGUCCCACAGAAUGGAAAGGCGGAAAGGAUUAUAGAGGGAGGGUUUGUGGACUUUGUUCUGACUUGAGACUUGGUAGCUGAGAGUCUUUCUGUAUAUAUUCAGCUCUCGAGAAAGCCGUAUGUAUGCCUGCUUGUAGUAAGUGAUAUCGGCGUGUACAAUAAGUGGGUGAUUUAGGGGCUUGGUGAUUUAAAGUAAUAUCAUACUAAUUUUAUUCCUAUAUUCCUAUAGCUUGAUAAAAUAGAGAAACAUUUACAAAUGAUGGCAUUUGAAUGUUCAUUUGUAUUUUGUGGGUUUUUUUUUUUUGUUUAACUGUUUACGAAUAUAGUAGUUAGAGUGCAAGCUCUUGUGGACAGUUUAUUUUUCACUGCUUCCCUUGUUGCUGCUGUGACUAUAUCUGUGAUAAUUUGGAUUGAGAUUCACCAAAUAGUGAUGUUUUGUCUCCAUUUCUUCUCUGGUAAUAAAUACAGUUUACUGUGCAGCAGUACAUAUUUCAUUCUGUGUGUCUCAAUAUAUGAAUAAUUUGCCGAUUACUCAUUUGUUUCUCUGUUCCACUUCUCAGGGAAUAUGAAUAGUUAUAAAGAUUGUAUGUGUAUAAUUAAUUAUGUAUUCUACUUUUGUGAAUAGCAUGGUUUGAAUGAUAAUAGAAUCAUUCACACUAAACCACAUUUCAUCUAUAUUCCAGCUCAAUUGUAACCAUAAAGCAGCUCUCACACUGCUGAAUUAUAAUUCUGAUUAUCCUCAUCCCUUGUGUUAUAAACCAGAUGCUGGAUGAAGUUCAUGGGAGUCAUAGUUAAAGCACAGAGCUUUAGUUUAUAGUCUUAGGGUGACCCACCACAGCAGAUGCUUUGGAGCUUCCUGCCAUGCAGAAGCAUGUUGGAGAGACAGAGUCGUUUGAAUUGUCCAAACAAAUUUUAAUUUAGAUGUCAGUGAACCAAUGUAUUCUCCUGAAAUUUAAAGAAUACACAGGUUUUUUGUUUGUUUGUCUGAUUUAAUAAAUAUAUAUUCCUUUAACAAUCACAAUAGUCUACUGUUAUUCUAUUUUGUUUUGUAGAUUUACACCAAAGAAAGUACCAAACCACUAAGAAUACAUAUACAAGCAGACCUACUAAAGAAUGUGUGCCCUCUAAAACACCAAUACAUUUUUGUAUGUUUUGUAGAUUUAUGUUAUAUUCAUGUUAUGUUAUGUUCUGUCAUAGUAAUUUACACUAUUAAUUCCCUGUAGAUAUGAGAAUAAAGUUAAUUUAUUAUGCUCAUGCUUUGGGCAGACAAUGGUGGCCCAUUGUGGGAUUAUUAUAUCCAUUAGGUUUUUGGUUAUUUUGUAAUCUGUAGCCAAUGUUCCUUGGUUUUCAGCACAAUAACCCAAUGCAGGCUAAGGGGGCAGAUUUAGUCCCAAACAGAUGUUCUCCACUCAAGUGCAACCCUUUGACAGUGGCAUCAUAUUGCUAUCGCUUUAAGAGAAUUACAUUGUUCCUCAAUUCAUUAAAUAUUUUUUUUUACUUUAAGGAACAGAAUCAGGAAGUUGCCCAGAUCACAUCUUGCAGAAGACGAAGCUGCAAAUAUGCUUUCCGCUGGCAGAAUAGUGCCAAACGAGCAAGAGGCAGGUGGAAGUGCGAGAUUACAAGGUCUCUCGGUUUAAAUGACUAAAACUGUGUCAAGUAACAGCAACUUGGGGGAAAAUGAAUAAAGAAAUAGAAGCAGAACUUCAAGGCUGGCAGAACAUCAAGAAAGACGUUGGCAUUUUUAAACUGCCUAAAUACAGGUCUACCAAGGAAUCAAGCAUUAACGCACAAGAGGGAGCUGUGGCCAGAUCUCCCAAGAUGAGGGAAGCUCGUAACAUGACUAGAGCGGAGAGCUUGAGUAGGACUCCAUCCCCAGCCACAAUGAGUAAGAGGAAGAGAGGCAUACGAGGAAGUCUAUGGAGUAACACAGGGUCACUGCCCUUUGGAGGAGCCUGGAUUUCGGCUGCUAGUUUUGAUGUACAGGAUGAUCUGCAAAUAGAUUCUGGUAUUUCUAGCCUGGUUCUAGACCCGGUGGAACAUGCAUGGAUGAUUAUGGCUGCAGAAGGCAACUAUGAUGCUGUGAAGGAAUCCCUUGAAGAAGAUCCAAGUCUUUUGUAUAAGAGGGACUUUGUAACCGGGUACUCAAUAAUCCAUUGGAUUGCCAAGCAUGGCAACCAUGAGGAUCUUAUUGAGUUGAUGGGCUUUGCUCAAGGUAGAGGUUACCCACUGGAUAUAAAUGCUCGUGCCAGCGGAGGACUCACCCCAUUGCAUAUAGCUGCUAUACAGGGGCAUGGCAUGGUGAUCAAGGUGCUGGUGGGUGCGUUCAAUGCCAAUGUGCAUCUCAGGGACCAAAAUGGGCGUAAGGCUUGGCAAUACCUACAACCAGGUACCGCUAGGCAGUUUCAGGAACUGUUGGGGGCCCCUGAAGAAGAAGAAACUGGUGCCUUUGGCUUAGCUACAAUGAACAGCAAUAACAAUUGCCAUUCAGUCAGUUCUCACGGAUUGACACUACAAAGAGCGGACGAGGUAGACUUUCCAUCUAGAAUCACAGUCACGGUAGCACCUAUUCAGAACCUAUUCAGAACUGCCUUCAGAUUCCUAAAGAAAUGGUGACUGAGCACUAUAACAAGGUUAUCUAUUCAUUUUAAAAAAUAUCAAGUGCCAUUGUGUCUUUGGCAACAAGGGUGGGUAACCUGCCACAGUUCAUUUCUUGCUAAGGGUGAUUGUUGCUGUAGUCCAACCAAAAAUGGGGACUGCAAUUUGCACUUAAACACAAUGUAUAAAAUAUAUGCAGGGGGAAAUGUGAACACUGUAGUAUCUCCAUGCACAAGACUUUUUUUUUUUUUUUUAAAUAAACUCUGUGUAACAGCUAAUGAAUUUAGUGCAGUGGUGUAUAAUUAAAAGGGAACGCUGCUAGUUUUUAAGUGACAAAUGCUAUAUCUGUGAUCUUUAAACGAGAACUGUCACUUUCCAGGGUGUUUAGUAUUAUGUUUACUUAUCUUCCAUAUUAAACAAACUGCAUUUACAAGGUGUGAGAAAUAAAAUUAAAUUAGAAAUCCACAUUUCUUUAUCCCGCAAAGGGGUGCCUCCAUGCUACCUCCAUGUCAAUCAUUGUUAUAAGAAAUACAGAUUAGAGCAUAGUGUGCACACAAACAAAAACAGUUAAAAUUUUACAAGGCUAUUUAAAAUCGCCAUAUGCCAUAUUGUGUUAAGCCCACCACUAUGUCACAGUACCCCAAUAUCGGUGGGUCCUACGCUAAUUUUAACAUGUGAGAUUUACAUGCUAACUGCUAAACUUACUCCUUAAACAGCUUCCAGAGACUCCUCCAUUUAUGCUUUCCUGUGAUCACUUCCAAAGCGACACCUAUAGAGGAUAAGUAGGGAGCUCAACUCAAUAGGAAUCUGGUCAGGAUUCCAAACCUACACAGAAAACAGCCAUCAUACGGACAGCAUACAGAAUAUGUUGUUUUCUAAAUUUUACAGAUUUAAAAGGAAACGGCCAAAAAGGUUAACACAUGUUAUAGGCAGUUUCUAAUGUUUUAGUCCAUAGUGUAAUUUCCAGGGAAGUGACUAUUCUCCUUUAAGUGAUAUAAAUAAGAAUACAUUGGCUGUAUGUGAUAAUGAUAAGAAAUCUUCAAACAUGAGACUGUAUGAUCAUUGAGUAAUUGGGGCCAUUAAGAACAUGGAUGUCUUAUGAUUUACUCAGCCAUAUGAGGAUCAUGCUAAAUAAAAUAUGGCAGUGUUGAGAAAUUACCUGGGACUGGACCACCUAAAAAGGAACACUUACAUUAACUGUCCACGUGGUGGCCUCCACAUUACAUGUGAUUUAAGGUUUGUUUUAUUAUUUCAAAAUAGGUUAUUUGGAAAACAAAUCUCCAGCAGUUUCCUUUCAGUUUUCAGCUCACCACAAAUCUGUGUUUAGAUAUUAAACCAAACUGUUUUAAUAAAAGAUAUAUGUUCAGAUUUACGGCCCAGCUUGUGCAAUGGAGGGACAGCCAUCUUUCAGAUAACCAGGAUUGGUAUUUAUUGUAAUGUUAUACUUAACGUCUUCAGAAGGUAAUGUGGACUGCUUUGCCAGCAUUAUGGAUGUAAGAGCAUUAUGUAGUCCACAACAUCUGGAAUACCAAAGGCUACCUACCUGUGUUUUCUAGUAAUGAGUUAAAGGGACACUAUAGUCACCAGAAGAACUAUAGCUAAUUGUAUUUGUUCUGGUGAGUAGAAUCAUCCCCUUCCGGCUUUUUGCUGUUAACACUCUUUCCAGAGAAAAUGCAGUGUUUACAUUACAGCCUAGUGCUAACUUCACUGGCCGCCACUCAGGUGGCUGCUAGAGAUCCUUCCUGUGGCAGUGCAGUACUGCCAUUUAGUGCUGCGUCCUCUGCAUGCCGACACUGAACUUUCCUUAUAGAGAUGCAUUGAUUCAAUACAUCUUUAUGAGGAGAUGCUGUUUGGCCAAGUCUGUGUUUGGCUUGUGCUGGCUCUGCCCCUGAUCUGCCUCCCUGAAAGUCUUAGCCAAUCCUAUGGGAAAGCAUUAUGAUUGAC